Messenger RNA from Colletotrichum truncatum, 759 nucleotides. RefSeq names its product mitochondrial 54S ribosomal protein uL16m. The record is from RefSeq and is a predicted model, not a curated record. Lineage: Eukaryota; Fungi; Ascomycota; Sordariomycetes; Glomerellales; Glomerellaceae. Gene Ontology annotation, biological process: mitochondrial translation. Gene Ontology annotation, cellular component: mitochondrial large ribosomal subunit; ribosome. Gene Ontology annotation, molecular function: structural constituent of ribosome; rRNA binding.
AUGAGGCCCAACGCUCCCAAGGCGCUACUCAGCGCCUUUCAAGGCCUUAGAAUUUCUGCGACGCCAUCGAUUAAGCCUUUUAGUGCUGCGAUCCGGCCCCAAUUGGCCAAGCCGCUGGUCGCAUCACAAAUCCUCCGUAAUGCCCGCCCGUUUUCCACGACGCCCACAAGACGAGGCACCUGGCUCGAGCCAUCGAUCGACCGAACGAAGAAGAUGAUGAAAGGCCGGCCCCGUGUGGCGACUGGAGGUUCUACCAAGGGCACAACCGUAAUCUGGGGUGACUAUGGCCUUCGCAUGAAGGACCACCACCGCAGAAUCAGCGCAAAGCAGCUCAAGAACGCCGAAGACACCAUUAAGAUGCGAUUGCGUGGACAGAAGUAUCGGCUAUACAAGAGGAUAUGCUGCAAUGUUGGCGUCUACGUGUCUGGUAACGAGAUGCGUAUGGGUAAGGGAAAGGGUUCUUUCGACCACUGGGCGGCGCGUGUGGCAGUCAAUCAGAUUGUCUUCGAGAUCAAGGGAAUGCUCCACGAGGCUGUUGCUAAGGAUGCCUUCCGUUUGGCAGGUAACAAGCUGCCUGGCCAGUGGGAAUUUGUUCACAAGGGAGAGGCUCCCGUUGUGGGUAUCACGAAGCUUGAUGGUGUUACGUUGGAGGAGUUGAAGAGGCCGAGAAAGCAGAUUGCGCCCCAGGACCUAUUGGCGGAGGCACCCACCAAGCCCACGAGCGCUUCAUCGACCAGCUCGUCUUCUGCUCAGCCUUGA